GAUCGUACAUACCAACCGGAGGAGAGUAGUUAAAUCAGCAACUGGAGUCGGGCAUUAACACCAGAUACCAGUAACACCAUAUUUUCUCCGUCACAUCAUCAUUUAACUCCGCGUUUUUAUUAUUAUUUUUAAUUUCUGGAUUGGUGCAAAAAAACAUCCUCGCCUCAUUUUUUUCAUGAAGAAUGGGCUGCGCAAUAUCUGGUCUAGCAGCAAAAUCAGAGUUUGGAGAGAGGAUUACAGAUGAUGGUGCUGCUGUGCAUCUCAGCGAGUAUCACAUUCAGAUGAUCAAGGAGUCAUGGAAAGUUAUCCGGGACGAUAUUGCGAAAGUUGGGAUUAUUAUGUUUGUCAGGUUGUUUGAGACCCAUCCCGAAUGCAAGGACGUCUUCUUCCUGUUCAGAGACGUGGAGGACCUGGAGAGGUUGAGGACCAGCCGGGAACUCAGGGCACAUGGCCUACGGGUGAUGUCUUUUAUCGAGAAAAGCGUGGCUAGACUGGACCAGAUGGAGAGAUUGGAGGCUCUGGCUCUGGAGCUCGGAAAAAGCCAUUAUCAUUACAACGCCCCACCUAAGUACUACAGUUAUGUCGGAGCAGAAUUCAUCUGUGCCGUGCAGCCCAUCCUGAAGGAGAGAUGGACAGCUGAGCUGGAGGAGGCAUGGAAGACUAUGUUCCAGUACGUGACCAACCUAAUGAAGCAGGGAUACCAGGAGGAGAGCAACCGACAGCGGCAGCUAGCGGUGUCCCCGAAGGAAAGACCAGACAAGAAGAACACGGCGCUAUGAGAUGCUUCUUUCAACCACAACUCAAGACUGUUUUUACAAGUACAGCACAGAAAUGUGUUCAUGUAUAUAAUGUACCUACUGUCUCGUUUUCUACAUUGCUCAUAUAUACCACACCCAUUGUUUGCUAUUUUACCAGAAUGACAAAAAUAAUGCCGUGACUUUUAACAAAGCACUUUAUUUCUGAACUUAAAUUCCGCUGCAGUCCUCUCCCAUGAGGUCAGCAUGACAUUACAAAUGUUGACAAAAUAUGCUGCCUUGUAAUCAUGAACAGAAAUGUAAUUAGACUUACAGCCAAUA
Molecule: messenger RNA, 1076 nt
Organism: Thunnus maccoyii (southern bluefin tuna)
Lineage: Eukaryota; Metazoa; Chordata; Actinopteri; Scombriformes; Scombridae
Gene: xgb
Product: x globin
Exons: 5
Coding region: 183-779 (198 amino acids)
Molecular function (GO): oxygen binding; heme binding
Source: RefSeq, a predicted model, not a curated record